Messenger RNA from Plectropomus leopardus (leopard coralgrouper), 3495 nucleotides. Lineage: Eukaryota; Metazoa; Chordata; Actinopteri; Perciformes; Serranidae. The record is from RefSeq and is a predicted model, not a curated record.
AAGACAUGGCAGGUAGGAUUUUAUGAAGGACUGAAACUGAACAUCAUCAGUCCAAAUGAUCUGUAUCAAAGCUUCACUAAUAUAUAUUCAUAUAAUUAUAUAUAACACACCCGUUAUUCUCACAGAUGAUUAUUACCGUGGGACACUGUGCUGAUGCUGAUGGCACCCAACGUGAAGAAGACACCUCAAAAUCAUACAUCCAUGCACAAAAUAGAGGAUGUGAUUUGAGUGGGAAAAACAAAAUUAAAAAAAACUUGCCAACAAAUGCCAGGUAUAUCCUAGUUCUGCUCUCCCCACAAGACAAAAAGGUUUUUCGUAGUUUUAGUUUUAUGUAACAAUGGAAAUUUGUGCAGAAUUUUUCCUAACCCUAAGUGUUAGUUCAGUUCAAUUCUUUUUCUUUAAUUUUGGUUGUUGUAAAAUUGGUCUCAAGUUUUAUUCAGAGUGGCAUUAAAAAGUCCUAAAAAGUCUUACAUCUGCCUUAAAUUGUAGGAGCCCUGAUGACCCUGACUACACAGUUUCCUGCAAUGAUUAAUGCGAUGAUUUUGAACAAAAAAAUGUCUUUCAAAACAAAAUAAAUAACUCCUACCAAGUUUUUAAACACUUAUUUGAAGUGCCUCCCCUGUUUUGCAGCAUCCCCCCAUAAAUACAAAAUAUAAUACUUGCGUAUAGUCCAUAUGCUGAUUUAAUGUCCUCUCUUUCCAUCCUUAGUGCAAAACGGAUCAAUGCAUCAAAAGGAUGGUGUCAACGAUGAUGAUUUUGAGCCUUAUCUAAGCGGCCAGACAAAUCAGAGUAACAGCUACCCACCAAUGUCUGACCCCUACAUGCCCAGCUACUAUGCUCCAUCUAUUGGUUUCCCUUAUUCCCUGGGAGAGGCCGCUUGGUCCACAGCAGGAGACCCUCCUAUGCCCUACCUUACUACCUAUGGACAGAUGAGCAAUGGCGAGCCACAUUUCAUCCCUGACGGUGUGUUCAGCCAGCCAGGUGCCCUGGGAAAUACCCCUCCCUUCCUGGGCCAGCACGGCUUCAACUUCUUCCCUGGUAAUGCAGACUUUUCCACCUGGGGUACCAGUGUCUCUCAGGGUCAGUCCACGCAGAGCUCAGUCUACAGUAACAGCUAUGGGUACGCUCCCAGCUCGCUGGGUCGGGCCAUCACGGACGGACAGGCGGGCUUUGGAAGCGACACCCAGCUUAGUAAAGUCCCGGUGCUGAACAGCAUUGAGCAAGGUAUGACGGGGUUAAAACUGGGUACGGACAUGGUGGCAGCUGUCACCAAAACCGUGGGCUCACCCUUAGGAGGCACAGCAGGUAUGAGCAGUAUGGCAGCCAAUAGCCUUCCUCCGUCUGUCAGCUCGUCCGCACCGAAACCUGCCUCCUGGGCAGCCAUUGCCAAGAAGCCGGCCAAGCUGCAGCCCAAGGUCAAACCCAAAGCCAACAUGGGGAUGGGGGGAAGCGCCAUUCCCCCGCCCCCCAUAAAGCACAAUAUGAACAUUGGUACUUGGGACGAUAAGGGCUCUCUGAACAAGCCCCCGUUAGCUCAGACUAUGAUGCCCCCGCAGCCUAUGGUGCAGCAGCCUCUCCUAGCUCAGCCCCAGCCCUUACUGCAGAACCCGUUGCCCCCUCAGCCUCAACACCAACACCAGCCCCAACACCAACACCAACACCAGCCCUUCCAGCUCCACUCUCUCCAGUCCCCCCGACACCCCCCGCCCCGGCCCCCUGGCCCUCCACACCUGCACCUCUCCUCCCAACCUGGCCCCCCACAGCCCCUUCAUCAGCAGCAACCCCAGCAGGCUGGUCCACCUCCGAACCGCUGGGUGGCUCCCAGGAACCGGGGUGAGGGCUUCGGUCUGGGCGGGGGAGUCCCACUGAGUGCCUCCCCCUGCUCUGGAGAAGUUCAUCCCGUGCUGGAGAAACUGCGUGCCCUCAACAACUACAACCCCAAAGACUUUGACUGGAACUUGAAAAACGGACGUGUUUUCAUUAUCAAGAGCUAUUCUGAAGACGACAUCCACCGCUCAAUCAAGUACUCUAUCUGGUGCAGCACAGAACACGGCAACAAGCGUCUGGAUGGUGCCUACCGCUCACUGGGCAACAAGGGGCCCCUGUACCUGUUGUUCAGCGUCAACGGCAGUGGGCACUUCUGCGGCGUGGCUGAGAUGCGCUCACCGGUGGACUACAAUGCCUAUGCAGGCGUCUGGUCUCAGGACAAGUGGAAGGGCAAGUUUGAGGUGAAGUGGGCGUUCAUCAAAGAUGUGCCCAACAACCAGCUGCGACACAUUCGGCUGGAGAACAAUGACAACAAGCCAGUGACCAACUCCAGGGACACUCAGGAAGUGCCUCUGGAGAAGGCCAAACAAGUGCUAAAAAUUAUCGCCACUUACAAGCAUACCACCUCAAUCUUUGAUGACUUUGCACAUUAUGAGAAACGUCAGGAAGAGGAGGAGGCUCUGAGGAAGGAGCGCAAUAGAAAUAAACAGUAACCUUCAAGCAAGCUGUCUGCUAGAACUGCAACACUAAUGACGUAGGACCUUAAAUAAAAUUUGCCUAACCACGAGGAGGAAAGGCUCUCACAAAUCUUCCCGCUGAAGACGACAAUGUAUCUGAACACUUGAACAUGACAAUAGAUGGACUCAUCUGUAUCCGUUGACUGGUGCAUCAAACCCUGUGUUCCUGUCUCACGAGAAAAGAACGUAACCCACUUUGAAAACUGUCUUUAAAGCACUUUCAGUCCUCCUAAACAGCCUCUACCAAUACCCUUAACUCUCUAACUCUGUGUUCUUCUUCUUUGAUUUUGUUUGUGAGCAACUAACUGACUAACAAAAGUAGUCAGAAGAUUUCACCAGGCUUAUUUGUAAUUUUUUUAAUGCCUCAAAUGUUUGGGAUAUUGGUGAGCUUCAUCAGCUCCUGAAGAGAAUUAAAGAUGAUCUGUAUGAAUUAAUCUUUUACUUGAAUCUGUAUUCAGCUGUCUGAUCCUCCUCAGACAGAGGUUUGAAUGAUUGACAGGUGGGAUGAAAUAAUUGGGAAACAGCCACAAUCAUGCCAAUCAUAGGAUGUAUCCUCCCUCUACCUGUUCCCUUCCUUUCUGCAUCUGUUUCUGUGUACCAAAAGAUUACAAUUAUGCAGCAGGCUAGCGAGCACCAGCCAGUGCACAUCUUUGGUUUUUUUCUCUCUCUCUCUCUUGUGAUUCUGUCAUUCUGAAGUGCAUUUGUCUGAGGAGAAACCUGCUGCUCUGGUGAAACUAGUGGUGGCCUCCCUGGGCCCUGUGGGUGACUGUCUUUGCUCUGAUGUUGAUGUACUCUACCGUACCUCAGGCUCAAUCAGGCUGUCUGUCCUCAACAACUCUUAGCACUUUUGGGAGAAUCCCCACAUCACCCCUUCCGUUUGGCUUGACUGGGAUUCCCCCAAAAACAGCAAGACAUUAACUGCAAGGAUGUGACAGUUUUCUCCUCUAGGUAACUCACUAGCUAAAUAAAAAUUAUCCAUGUUUAGCGCAAA